CUGUCCUGUCAACGGAUUUCAAAAACCAAGAAAACAACAACAAAAAAUCAGAAGUUUUCUGACGAGAAAAGUUUUCACCAAAUUUCCACGAGAAAAAAUUGCAAUUAUUGUAAGUGUGGAGAAAAUUUUAGUGUCCUUGACGCGAACAAAUGGAAGGCGAUAGAUUUUUAAUGGCAGCGGGUGUAACCGCUGCCGUUGUCGUUGGUGCGUUUGUUUUUUGGGGCCCUUCUGGCAAUUCCAGAUUACGUCAAAGGCGAGGACAAAUUGCUGGAUUGCACAAUUUCGGAAAAACCUGCUUCUUGAAUACUCUACUGCAGGCUCUCGCGGCGUGUCCCCAGUUCAUUGCCUGGCUCCAGUUACACAACACCAAAGACAAGAAAACAUUGGUCAGCUCGUUGCAGAAUGUGCUGGAAGUGGUCAAUGGGACACAUCCGACGUUGCGUGGUGAUCCGUAUUCUCCGGGAGCCGUCAUCCGAGCGUUGAACUCCUUAGGGUGGGUGAUUCCCCCGGAUGAACACGAUACCCACGAACUGUUGCACGUUCUGUUGAAUUCGCUGGAAGAAGAGGUAACGAAACCGAAAAAGAUAGGGUGUCUAUCAGAUGCCCUUGGGGAAGAAGAACUGCGGGCCAUGAUGCCUCCAGCUAGACCGUCAAGUGCCAUGCUGUCGGACUUUUGCAACGCUGAGUAUGAUGAAUCAACUAAUUUGACGCGAUAUGUCCGCUCGGAAGCGCAUACUCCAGAUUCGCCGCAUUCCACUUGCACCGAGACGGAGGAUUCGAUGGCGGCCCUUGAAGGAUCGCUGAUGGAUUGUGCGGGAUCGCCGCCUUCUAUAAUAUCCACAUUCUCCGGGCGACCCAGUCGACCAAAGUCAAUUUUAGCCACGGACAUGUCUCGGAACGGGACGUUGGAUAAGCGAUCGUCCGGAUCGUGUAGGUCUCUGGAAAGAUUGACUCGUGGUCCGGGCAGAAUAUCUGUUUGGGGCGACCGCCAGCAGAUUCAAGUUCCCCAUCCGUUCCGGGGAGGGUUGAGCAGCCAGUUGUGCUGCUCCGGUUGCGGAUAUAAAUCUGUUGUCCGGUAUGAUAAGUUCGACAGUGUCACGCUGUCGCUACCGGAGAUUAAGAACCCAGGAGUUUCGGUGGGAAGCCUUCUCACGGAAUUUAUUCAGCCAGAAACGUUGAACGGCGUGCAGUGCGAGUCUUGCAAUGAGACCACAACGCACACCAAAACCCUCACAUUCAGCAAGCUGCCGGCUUGUCUGUGUAUCCACAUUGCCCGAACGACGUGGCUGCCGACGGGACAUGCGUACAAGCGGCAGGAUUUCGUUCACUUUCCGGAGACGCUCUCGAUGGCUCCGUACAGCUUUGUACAGCCCAGUUUGAACAGUGCCAUGAGUACACCGUGGGGAUCCACCAUGUCCCUGUAUUCGGCCAGCCUGGGGGCUGCUGCCUACGAAGCAUCGAUCGGUGGCGGAGGAACAGUGCCAACCGAGCAGAACACGCCGGUCGGAUCGGUUGGCAGUGCGUUCAAUUUUGGUUCGUAUACUUUUGGGGCAAUGUUCCCGAAAAAUCUGUACCGAUUGCUGGCAGUGAUUGUGCACUCGGGCGAAGCCAACAGUGGGCACUUUGUGACUUAUAGGAGAGGAGCGCUGAGGAACUCUCACAAAUGGUACUACACUUCGGAUACGGUGGUAAAGGAAGUGACAAUCGAAGAGGUGCUCAGCACGCCAGCUUACAUGCUGUUCUACGAUCGAGGACCUUCAUCGAAGUACACUCAACCGGGUGGUAGCAGUGGAGGCGGUCACGGUAUGGCUGGUGCUUCCGGUUAAGAUUUAAUCUAGCUCGAUAUUGUAGCCAUCGAUAAGUUCUUUUCCUCUCUGGAGCCACCAAAUGUCACCGAUGGACGCGUUAGCGAUCUUAUGACAUCGAUUGGGAGCUGAAAUAAAUCAACAUGGAUUUUAGUUUCUCAAGCAGGGUCCAAGAAAUUGUCCCGUCACGCCCUUUUAAAGCGCUUGAUAGUUGAACUACAAAACGAGAAACCUUGACACGUCCCAUUAUAGUAGAUCACACAUCUGCUCCCCUAAUUGAUGCCGGUACGAUCUACUUUUUUCGUAAAACCGGUAGCCAUUAUUGCAUGCUUGACAAUGUUUUCCACCUUCUAUAGACAUGGUAUGUCCCAAUCGCUGAUGCCAUAGCCGAUACCGAGUCGCUUCCAGCUACAGGUGACACAGAUCAAACAAUGUAUGAGAUUAUUUGAUAUGAGGUAGAAAUAAGUGAGUAUUAUAAUAGCUUGACAUCAAACAUGAACUGAAAUUGAUAACGAUGCACUGUUGCUUAGGAUUUGUAGAACGAAUAAGAACGAUUCAGUAGAAAUUAAAGAUUGUUGAAGCAUUUUUUAUUAGGAAAUAUACGAAAAGGUUUUUUUACUUUAUUGUGUACAUAAAUAAGAUAAGAAUGAAAAGAAGUAAUCAAAAUCGCUUUCCUACAUGUAACAUAACCGGAAAAAAUGUAAUGAUGUUAAGCUUGAACUAUUGAUGAUUAUUGAUGAUAAAUUGAAAUUUGACCAACACAUUGACAAUGUCAUCAAGAAAAUAGCCAAGAAGUAUGGAAUCCUCUGUCGACUGAAAAACGAAUUAAAUAUUGCUAGCAAAAUACAAUUGUACAAAUCAAUCAUCUCUCCUCACUUGGACUUUUGUCCUUCCAUUUUG
Messenger RNA from Armigeres subalbatus, 2705 nucleotides. It is a transcript of the gene Usp30, whose product is annotated as ubiquitin carboxyl-terminal hydrolase 30 homolog. Gene Ontology annotation, molecular function: cysteine-type deubiquitinase activity. Gene Ontology annotation, cellular component: nucleus; cytosol. The transcript is spliced from 4 exons. The record is from RefSeq and is a predicted model, not a curated record. Gene Ontology annotation, biological process: protein deubiquitination. Lineage: Eukaryota; Metazoa; Arthropoda; Insecta; Diptera; Culicidae. The coding region runs from base 150 to 1826 and encodes 558 amino acids.